Calliphora vicina (urban bluebottle blowfly) is the source of this 938-nucleotide messenger RNA. Its product is annotated as thioredoxin, mitochondrial. Gene Ontology annotation, molecular function: protein-disulfide reductase activity. The record is from RefSeq and is a predicted model, not a curated record. The transcript has 3 exons. Gene Ontology annotation, cellular component: cytoplasm. NCBI's taxonomy places the organism in Eukaryota, Metazoa, Arthropoda, Insecta, Diptera, Calliphoridae. Bases 161 to 658 code for a protein of 165 amino acids.
CCUUAUAAAUUAUUUCUACUUUGUUUUCAUAUGGAAUAAUAAAACAACGAAUUUUUAUAGAUUUUUUCACACAAAAUUUAUGAAAAUAAUAACUAAAACGUAGAAAAUAAAUAACGAUCAACAUAAAUUAUAAAAAUAUAACGUUUUAUAAAAAGGAGACAUGUUAAAAAUUGCCGCAGAAGGUGUUAUGCCACGUUUGGUGUCUUGCAUACAAACCUCUUCGAGUGCCCAAAAUGCCUGUCAACGUUUGGCUCCCCUAGCUGUGACGGCCACACAAAAAUGUUUAUCACAAUCACAGACGGCCUUGAAAAAAUACGUUGUUAAAGAUCAUUAUGAGUUUGAUCGGAAAGUCAUCAAUAGUGAUAUACCCGUUAUUGUAAAUUUCCAUGCAGAAUGGUGUGAUCCCUGCAAAAUUCUCACCCCCAAAAUGGAAGAACUUUUAAAGGAUUCCACGGAAAUCGAUUUGGCCAUUAUAGAUGUUGAAAAUAAUACGGAUUUAGUGGAAACGUUUGAGGUUAAGGCGGUGCCAGCUGUUUUGGCUUUCCGCAAUGGUGUGGUGGUGGACAAGUUUAUUGGUCUGGUCGAUGCCAAUAGCAUAGAAUCGAUCAUUGACAAAUUGAAGCGUAAAAAUCGCUCCGCAGAUGACGACCAGAAAUGAUGUAAAGAUUUGUUAUAGUGAAAUUUUGUUGAAGUUAGUAAUUAACACAGCAAAGAAUUGAAUAGUUUAGAAGAGGUUUGUUUUCUUUUAUGUGUAAAUCAUGUAACAAAUAAUGUUUGUGUUUACUUUUUUUUCUAAUCAAUUAGUGGAUAGUAUAAGUUUAUAAAAAAAAAAUUUAAUGAUAAAUAAUAAAAAAAACGAAAAAAUUUAAAAGAUAUUUCAAGUUUAUGUAAAAAAAAUUAACGUGUAAAAUAAAAUACAGGGUGUUGAACGCAAUAAA